GGCUCUGAUCCCACAGGAGAAGGAGGAGAAGCACCAGUGCAAGCCCAAGACGAUCCGUUGCAAUCCGUAACCAUUUUGGCUCAAGACUCAAGUCUUGGGCUUAAUGCAUUUUGCCUUGGAGCGUUAGGGCGGCUAGCCUUUGACACAAGCGAGGUGAAGCGUGUUUCCUCCCAAUGGCCGUCCUAGACUUAUCCACCUUUGGGUAUCAAGUGCAAGCUGUUGCCUGGAUGUUCUGCACCGUUAUGAUGCUGGGGCGGCAGUUGUGGGUCGAAGGCACAUGGAGAUCUUGCUUUCGCGAUUGCUCUGCUGGAUUGCUCGUGUUCUGUAAAAGGGUGGGGACAUGCUUUAUUGAGAGAGGUAGCAGUGAAGAUGCCCUUCACUUGCACAAGCGAGCCAUGAGGCGUGACAUGUCUCGACGAUGUUGCUGGAUCGCUUCUGUAGCCGCCGUCGGAUUUGUUCUCCCGCUUUCGCUGCUCACCCCCGAUGACCGUGCGCAUAUCGGUCCGAGGCGUUUGCAUUACGCCUUCUGCUCGACGAUCAUGGUGACCCUCAAUAUGUUUCCAAGGCUGAUGACCCCAUCACGACUUCACUUUUGGUAUUCUCUAAUCUGCAUUUCAAAUGCAUUGACGGUGUCACCUUUGUUGCAGGUCGCGGACUCGAUUGAUGACCUCAAGGUUCAGAUUGUGAUUGAUUGUAUUUCUUUCAGCUUUGUUGACCUGACCCUUCCUCUGAAUUUGUUUUGGUCGACAGUUUGCUAUCUAUCCGCUGCGCUCACCUUGUAUGUUGGCAAUUCAAAUGAAAGGGCUUGCGAUGACUCUGGAUCAUAUAACGACGCUUUUGGCCUUGCAGUGGGCGGCACUCUGGCAAUAGCUCUCUUCCACGUCGUAAUCUCAUAUGUAGCCCUGGCCCGUUUGGAGGGUCAAACAUACUGGAACGAGCUGCGCGCGGCAAGGUCGAUAUUAGCAGGCAUGUGCGACGCUGUGGUGCAGCUCGAUGGCGAGUUGAGGUUCACGCAGCCUUCUCACCGACUCGCCACUUUGCUAUUGCAUGAUCCGCCUCGAGCUUUGGUGGGAGAGAGGGUGUCGAAUUUUCUUGCCACGCAGGCCGAUCGCGAGAAGUUUGUUGAAGAGGUAACUUCCAUUACCGCGAAUGAGGAAUUCUGUAAGGCUUUUCACGUACAUAUGCGUUGCAAUGGUGGCAGUGCAUUGCCGCUGGAAGCAUUUUGCGUGCGUUUUAGCAGUGGUGAUGAAAAGUGGUCGUACCUAGUCGGCUUCCGGGAGUUCGCAGACCUGGCUACACCAUCUAGCAUGGCGUUGCCCUUGCCCAGUGCCCAAUUGUCGAAAAGUGCCCAGGACGGGUUGCAGUCACUCGGUAGGAAGCCCUCCGAUGCUAUCACCUCUUCAGGUAGCUCUGAGUCUGUUGCAUCCGAGAUUGCUGUUUGGAUCGACGCUCAGUCAUCAGACCUCAGAAUGCUGAGCUGCAACAGUGCCUUCGAGAUGUUUGCUGGCGCUUCUUGGUCGCAAAUGAGUGCUUGCCAACCGAGUCUUUUGCAGUGUGUUGAUCCAGGUCAGCAAGCUGAUUUUGAGUUCUGGGUCCGUCGUGUCCUCGAGAAGUCCACCAAGGACGAUUCGGCGCCCGCUGUGAGCGGGGUGCGUUUCCGCUUCAGUGAGUGUCAUCACCGUUUCCGCCUGUCCGUCGAGUGCACGCUGACAUUGAUUCUGUGUUUGCCAGGUGGCAUGGGGGCUGGGGGGCUGGACCGAGGUGCGAACGAGGUGAAGCUUGUCUUCGAGAGGCCCAGGUGGUGCCAGGGGCAGCGUUGGCGCUCGCGCGUCAGACCGCGCGGGCCCCGCCGCGCCCCUGGGCCACCAGGCGCCCCCGAGGCACGCGGUGCCGCCGCGGCAGUGGCGGCGGCCCAGGAGCUCGCCGGCAGCGCCCGGGCCCCAGUGCAGUGCCUGGGCAGAGCGGCGCAGCCAGAGGAGGCGAGCGGGCCGUGGCUGGAGGCCCCCGCGGGUGCAGGCGCAUCCGCGCCCAGGCCCAGCAGCACCUGGGGGGGUGGCGCCCGCGGCGUGGCGGCGGGCGGCGGCGGCGAACAGCACACCGGCGGUGCGGACCGCGGGGGCAGUCGCGGCAGCGGGAGCCGCGGCAGUGAGGGCCGUGCGGGGAGAGGGCGGGAGAGGCAGAGCGACGCUCUCAAUACCCUGGCGCUCUGACCCUCAGCGUCGAACGUGCAGCUUGGAUCCAGGUGUUGUGGAAGUAGUGGUGCGCGGUAGUAGUAGCAGCACCGACGGCGGACUUUUUGCAGUCUUCGACAGCUGACCGAUACCAGCUGGGGCCGUGGGCGCGCCCCUGUGAACAACAAAAACUAUCUAACGAUGUUGCAAUCAGCCCUCCCUCCAAGUUCCCUCUGCACAGGUCCCUC
Molecule: messenger RNA, 2419 nt
Organism: Prorocentrum cordatum
Lineage: Eukaryota; Dinophyceae; Prorocentrales; Prorocentraceae
Source: the annotation of a GenBank genome assembly